AUGGCACAAAUCGCCCUCCCGCGCCAGCCUGUUACCCAGGCACCGGCCUCUGACAUGGGCGCUCCGCUGUACCAGAGGGCCGACCACAUCGAACUGGUCCCCAACCCGCACUUCGUCUUCCCGCAGCCGUCGCCAGACUCACCGCCCUCCGACGACCCGCGACCUUCUGGACGCCGACCUAGCUCACUGCAGGUCCUACCAACCGCCAGGCGCACUAACCCGGAUUUCAGCAAGCGACGUUCCGCAAGUGCCCUACCUGAUUUCAGCUUCAACCCUGGUCAACCAAGCCUGACGCCCGCCCCGUCGACUACAACUCCUCCGCAUACGCCCACGUCCAACUCGCCCUCGACGCCCUCGAAGAACAUUGGCCACAGGCGCGGCGCGAGCGAGUUCAUCGGCGGCGGCAGCUUUCGGAGCGGCACCAUGGUCCCCAUGAGCUCCAGCCCCACCAAGAUCGAGGGUGGCUUCCCUCCACAGAACUCGACACUGAAGCUUGGCCCUCCCGCCGGAAGAAGAGGACACGCGCAUCGUCGUUCCGGCGCCAUUUCAUCACAUGAUCUCUCAUUCCUACUCCAACCAUCAACUAACACCCCUCCGAAUGUCCCUGAUAUUCCUCGGAUCGACAACACCCCGGCAACGCCCAUCGAGAAGGAAUUGAAGCCUUCGCCUUUUCCCAAGACUCAGACUCCUCCCCCGGCCAUCAACGUUUUUGACUCGAGCUCGAACCCAUUCCAGAAUGCAUCGGAUUUCUCUCAGCGACCGCCAUCCCGGGCGCGCGUCGGCUUUUCCGAAACCGUCGAGUACAUUCGGCCGCUUUCAACCAUUUCCUCCGAGACAGAGAGCACCAUGUCGACAAUUCGCGGCCAUUCGGUCUCAAACAGCCUGUCCUCGGUCGUGAGCGGAGCUUCGAGCCCAUCUGUCGCUCGGAUGGCUCGUCCGAAUCUCACUGUCACUUUUGACAAGGAGAACAAGUCUGGACGGCCCAGCACCGCUGGGGCAAUUUUGGACGUCAAAGACACCGGCAAGGGAAGUUUCGGGGAAUUGCUCAACUCUAAGCGCCCAAGAUCUGCAAUUUUCCCUGAAGUGCAAGUUUCGCCACCUGCCAACAGCUCCCCCGCUCGCCACGCGAAAAAGCGGAGUUUCUUCUGGUCAGAGCAACGUAACAGCGACUCUUCCAUUUCUGCAGCAUCCGCGGUAACAACCUCCGAGGCUUCUGUGUCCGUGCUUUCGGAAUCGCCCAUGUCUUCUCCGGCUGAGCCCAGCCCCUCCGAAAUCCACAUGAAAGCGCCGCCAACGCCUCCCCGCAAAUCGCACAAGCCGCGAAAAGUGAAGUCGUGGGCCACUUCCAUCAUGGGCCGCAAGGCGAAGCGUCACAGCUCCAAACUCAAGGAGAUGCCCCGCAGAGGAUCCACCCCCACUCUUCCUAGCCAAUCCAGCUUUCAGGACGAUGACAUCGAAGUCGAUCUUGACGAUCUUUCUCCGAACUUUGAUGACGACAACACGGUGACCAUCGUGACUCCGACAUCAAACCCUGUCGAUGCGAGGCCGAGGUUAGACACCAACAUCGCUUCUUGGCAGCCCAAGCAGAUGCUUGGCUACGAACAGGAUGCCAUGAGUCCAGCCAUCGACCUCGAUGCUGCGCUUGGUCCGUUCAACACGCCCACAAUAGGCCCCGUACCACCGCGUGCCCAAGCGCGUGGCAUGGUUGCGAGGCGCAAGCCGAUGCACAGCAGCAUGGGUAUCGCAUCCGGCCAUCGAAGGACAGAGAGUGCGCCAGAGCUCGCGCCUUUCGAAUUUCGGAACACCACAACUACUGCUCCUACCAUGGCCGACGUCUUCGAGGAAGAAGAGGAAGAGGAAAGCGAGGAAGAACAAGCGGCAACAUCGGCUAGUGGUAAAAGCUCGUCCGUUGUCGAGGCUUCUGCUAGCGAGGACGAGGAUGAAACCGGCACUGGCAUCCAGGUCGUUGAGACUGACCAGCCCCAGAACGGGACUACGAUGACCUGGAAUUUCAGUGACGCAUUUUCGAAGAGCAAAUCAUCCUUUGAAUACCUUGCACCUUCCCCGAUGGCAACAGGGACGAUCGCUUCCGUCUCUCCUGGCACCAAUCCGGUCGACAUUGCUCGCGCCCCCAGUCCGUUCCAGCUUUCUGAGGAGCCCGAGGAGCCUCGGACAUCCUCUGUAACUCGGUCCUCUGACUCGACAAUAACUCCUGCGGGAGACGGCUCCAGGGAACCUGAGCAGACUCUGAAUCUGCCAGUACCGGCAUGUACCCAGGCAGUUCAGUCCCCUGAUUCGCUAAGCACCUCUUCCUUCUCGCCCGAUUUCGGCCGCGGUCAAAGUUCCUUCGAUACAGCUAGGAUGGGCACUGCCGCCUCUUCCAUCACUGACACCCGCUCCAUGCAGAUGGGCGAGCCAGGCCCUGAAUGCCGUGUCUCUGUCGACGACGUUCCUUCUCUGACAAGCAGCAGGUCUACCAUGACCAGCGCUCAGCAUGCAAAUUUCCCCUACGUCAUGCCUCGGAGCCCCGGCGACCGCGUGGGGUCUGUAUCUUCUAUGUCAAGUAUGCCAUACGACACUCGUCGGAAGCGCACGAGUAUCGCUAGUCUGUCAAGGCUUGUCGGCAGCUCUUUUGGAGAAAGGAGCAAGCUGUCGAUUGAGCAAAGACCUCAGUCCGAGCACGCCGACAAGCCGAAGGAUAUGAAGCACAAGAAGACUCGGCGGCUCAGCAAGAUGAUGCAGUUUUGGAAGAAUAAGCACAACCUGCACUCAUAA
Lasiodiplodia theobromae is the source of this 2775-nucleotide messenger RNA. Its product is annotated as Cell wall proline rich protein. NCBI's taxonomy places the organism in Eukaryota, Fungi, Ascomycota, Dothideomycetes, Botryosphaeriales, Botryosphaeriaceae. The record is from RefSeq and is a predicted model, not a curated record. The transcript has a single exon. Bases 1 to 2775 code for a protein of 924 amino acids.